AUGGUGCGGGUCCGAGCCGUGGUCAUGGCCCGAGAUGACUCCAGUGGGGGCUGGCUUCCUGUGGGGGGCGGGGGCCUCAGCCAGAUCACCUUGGAGUGUACCCUGAGGCCAGGCUUGGUUUAUAACAAGGUGAACCCCAUCUUUCACCACUGGAGCCUCGGUGACUGCAAGUUUGGCCUGACAUUUCAGAGUCCUGCAGAGGCUGAUGAGUUCCAGAAGAGCCUGCUGGCUGCUCUGGCGGCCCUCAGCCGAGGCUCACUCACUCCUUCCUCAUCUUCAUCCUCCUCCUCCCCUUCCCAGGACACCGCAGAGACUCCCUGCCCUCUCACGUCCCACAUAGACAGCGACUCCUCCUCCAGUCACAGCCGCCAGGAGACGCCUCCUGCCUCUGCAGCCGCCCCCAUCAUCACGGUGGAGUCAGCUUCUGCUUUCGGGCCAGCCACGUCUCCCCAACACCGGCGUUCCUCUGCUCAGAGCUAUCCUCCGCUUCUACCUUUCACAGGGAUCCCGGAGCCCUCAGAACCUGUGGCUGGGGCAGGGGGCUGGGGCGGCCGUGGCUAUGAGGAUUACCGACGCUCUGGGCCACCUGCGCCCCUCACCUUGUCCACCUGUGUCGUGCGCUUUGCCAAGACUGGCACAUUGAGGGGCGCAUCUCCAGGUCCCCCAGUGUCACUACCUGCUCCUCUCGCCGAGGCUGUACCCCCAGCACCCCCGGCUCGCCCACCCCCAGGUCCUGGACCCACUCCUGUGCCAGCCAAGGCCUCUCCAGAGGUGGAGGAGGCUGCGCGCUGUGUCCACUGCCGUGCGCUCUUCCGUCGGCGUGCAGAUGGUCGCGGUGGCCGCUGCGCAGAGGCUCCGGACCCGGGCCGCCUGCUGGUGCGUCGGCUCAGCUGCCUGUGGUGCGCCGAGAGCUUGCUCUACCAUUGCCUGUCGGACGCCGAAGGUGACUUCUCGGACCCCUGUGCCUGCGAGCCGGGCCACCCACGCCCUGCUGCGCGCUGGGCUGCGCUGGCCGCGCUGUCCCUGGCCGUGCCCUGCCUCUGCUGCUAUGCGCCCCUGCGCGCCUGCCACUGGGUCGCCUCCCGGUGUGGCUGUGCCGGCUGCGGAGGACGCCACGAGGAGGCUGCGCGGUGAGGAAGUGACAGUCCUGAUGUGGGGUCCGGCAGCCGGAUGGAGGACCUCCCUCCUAAAGCAAAUGGAGGCUUCAGAACUUUUUUUAAAAAAUCGAAAUCCCCAAACCUUAGGGCACAUCCCAAAAUUUGGAGCUUUGAGUUUGGAUUGACCUGGAAUUUGGGACCCCAAACCUAGGAUUGAGAAACCGAGAAACACUCGCUCCCCACCCCCACCCCCAUUCCUGCUUCCCCAGCCCUGUCAAACAUACCCAGGCAUCCUGAAUUCUGCAUUCCCCAUUCUUCUUGUCCAUUGAUGGAUCUCCUGACAUCUCCCAAAUUGUAUCUCAGAGGGCCUUGCGGGGCACCCAGAACCCCUAAGAGAUGUGGGGACCUGGAACCCAGAAUCUUUGUCUAUGUGACCAACCACAGACCCUGAUUACACCUCACUGUAAAUCCUCAGCUUACAGUCCCAGAGUUAGGGGUUGCCAAUAACAAACCACUCCCAGACCUUGAAAUUGGAGGGCCCAGAAUUACCCCCAAAAUAAUCCCUGAAUAUUCUGAGACUAGUGUUACCCCUAUCUAAUAUGCCUCUUAACGUUCCCAGGACCUCCGAGACACCAAACCUCUCCUGGGUUUGGUGGUAACAGGCUGGAAUCCCUAAAUGCUGGCCCCAAGUCUACCCAACUUUUGAAUGCCUACCAACCUGGCCAUCAUUUUGGGAUAGCAGUAUUUAAGAAGUCUAAGUGACCCCCAGAUACUGAAGUGUUUUCUGACCAAAAUGGCCCCAGGAGUACCAGCCCAGGACUCUGCAUAGGCCCACCUGUCCCUAAGCCAGUGCUCUUGGAUCAUAUGUUUGGACUGUGAGGUGUCUGUUACUCCCCCCCCCCCCCAGGUGUGUGACUGGGGGCCACUGCCUCCUUAGAGCCCACAAUCCUGGUCUCAAGUCCUCCAGUAAUCCUCUUCUAGUCCCCCCUUUGGACCUAGAUUUUGAGAUCCAAAAUGUCCUGGAAUCAUUGAUCACCUCCUACUCUCGGUUCCCUAGUCCCCUAAAGGCCAGGUUGGGAGUCCAGCUCCAGAAAGCUGGGUGGCAAUGGCCACUCAGACCUCUGGUCCCUCAGUGACUCCAAGGUGCUUUAAGAGCCCUGGACCCAAGAUUCCAAGGUGCCAUUGACACCCCCAGAUGCAGGGCUCAGCACUAUAAUACUAGGAUUGUUGCUGAUGCAGGACCUUGUUCUCCAUCCCAGAGACCUACAGAUCUGAGCUGCUCAGGCUCCAGAUUCCUUUGGAUUUAAAUUCUAACCUGGAAAUGGGUCCUGCUGUGAAUGAAAACGAUAGCCCCUGGUAUUCUACCAUUCCAUAGAUCCCUGAAACUCCAAGGUCUCAGGCCCUGGAAUUCUUGUCUCCAGGACCCCAGCCCCCACCCCAGCAAUCCUCAGAAUUACUCUUUAUAUUCCCCUCUGCCCUUAUUUUUUAAUGGUCUGAGACUAGGACUUGAACUCAGUACCUGACACUUUCUCUCAUUGGCUCAUGCUCUACCAACUGAGCUACACUUCCAAUCUCAUCCAACCCCUCUUUGUCCUAACUUAGAUUCCAGGAGCUCUGCACUCCCACCUUUCAUGGUCUGCCCUUCCUACAGAGGGUUAUGCAAGCUGUUUGUUAAACAAAGACCCACAAUUAUGACGAUGACCACAGGGCUUUAUUGUUAUCUGGUAGCCUCAGAAAAGGCCUGCCUUUUAAACUUUUUUU
This is a messenger RNA of Perognathus longimembris pacificus (Pacific pocket mouse), 2858 nucleotides long. RefSeq names its product sprouty related EVH1 domain containing 3 (gene Spred3). Bases 1 to 1134 code for a protein of 377 amino acids. Gene Ontology annotation, molecular function: protein kinase binding. Gene Ontology annotation, biological process: multicellular organism development; negative regulation of MAPK cascade. NCBI's taxonomy places the organism in Eukaryota, Metazoa, Chordata, Mammalia, Rodentia, Heteromyidae. The record is from RefSeq and is a predicted model, not a curated record. The transcript has 5 exons. Gene Ontology annotation, cellular component: membrane.